UAGAGUUGAGAAUUUCCGAGAAAAGCCAAAUUAGGGUCAGAAAAUGAGGAGAGGUAAGAACACGAUAGAUCCAGUAAAAUUUGUGUGCGUACUUGUCUCUAUUGUUUUCACCUUCAUUCUAUUCAUUUCAAUCCUCAAAAUCCAUGAACUUCCAGUGAAGAAGAACAAUGCGAUCCUUUCAUGGGGCGGUAAGAAAAUCAAGUCGACUCCCAAAGAUGCGAAAGUGGGGAAGUUCGGUGGAAUGGUGAUUGAGAUGUUACCUGAAGAUCUGGCUUUCACUUUAUUUCUACCGUCGGAGAAAGCGUUCGAGCGUGAUUUGGGACUGCGGUUGAACGAAAGCUUGGCGGAGGCGAAGGUGGAUGAUACGAAUGCGGUACUUACUCGCGUGCUGGGGUUUUCCGCCUUGCCGAGGAUCAUUUAUUCGGAGAAUGUGGUUUCUGGGGAGGAGAUUAGCUAUGAUUCGUUGUCUGGUUUCACUUUGUUGAUUGUGAAGGAUUCGAAGGGUUCGUUGGUGGUUAAUGGAGUUCGAUCGGAAAUGGUGGAUUUAAGGAGAGGGAAGAUUGUUGUUCAUGUUAUGGACGGUGUGUUAAUGGAUGCAGAGUUUGAGCAGUCUGUUCGCCCAGAUUUUAGUGGAGGAGAUUGAUCUUAGUGUAGCUUCGAAAUUUCUUAAACUCCCUGAAGAUUGUAGCUUCUAAUGCAAAAUGUAAAAUUGAAACUAAAUAUUUUCCAGGCUUGUUUAUAUUGAAUGAUAGAUUAUAGUUCUUGUGUAUAUUGAAACUAAAUAUUUUCCAGGCUUGUUUAUCUUGAGCUUUUCAUCAAA
This is a messenger RNA of Ipomoea triloba (trilobed morning glory), 820 nucleotides long. RefSeq lists its product as uncharacterized. The coding region runs from base 44 to 643 and encodes 199 amino acids. The record is from RefSeq and is a predicted model, not a curated record. The transcript has a single exon. NCBI's taxonomy places the organism in Eukaryota, Viridiplantae, Streptophyta, Magnoliopsida, Solanales, Convolvulaceae.